AUACCGAAAGCAAGAGAAAUGCAUAGGCCGCCUCACUCUUCCGGUUGGUUCCGGUGAGCCAAUAGCAUUGUGGCACACACUUGAGGAAGAGAGCUGAAACUAAACCCCGCCUCUGGGGCGCAGCCUGCAGUGCUCCAGGACUGUUUCUCCUCACAAGGCUCACGGCGGCUUUGGCUUGACGACCGACUCUCUUACCUGUACUUAACCAUCUUCUUUUGGCGCCAAAUAAGAUAGCCAUUUCAGAACCUGAAUUGCAUCCUAGGUGCCGCCAAUACCUGGGACGACUCGCUCAAAGGAAACCUCCAGUCCGAGCACCCUCUCUGCCAUGGGCGAGCCCUUAGCUAGACGAGUGAACGUCUUGGAGGAAGUCAGGGAUGCUCUUCUCUUCUCCCCAAGCCCUGCUCAGCGAUCCGUAUCCAAGUCCUUCAACGACAUACCCACGUAUCUCUUCCGAGUGCAUGGUCCGAGCACAGUAGGAACUACCACCACUCGCCAAGUCAGUUCCCCAGCUUGCGACCAUGGCCUGAACAAAAAAGACCUUUUUCAACUCCAACCAUGGGAGGCUGCCCGGUGUCUGGAGGACCACUUUUGGUGGAACAAGCGCCACGACGAGAAGGGGGAUUGCAACUUCAUGUCCUGGUCGAGCUCUCUCUUGUUCGUCCUCCAGUACGGGCUAUACCGGCAAAGCAAGGACAGGCGGGAGGGCAGAGACACAUGCCUUUCGCAGGUAUAUCUGCUUGUUCUCGACACCCGGAAGUUCCCCAAAGGCACAUUCAUCAAGGACUUGGACGCAAUCGAAGCCUUCCAUGGAUACGACAAGAACCUAGCACGGAUGAAGGCUAUGCGCACAGAGUACAAGGACAAGGACAACUCAGACGUGUAUUUUUACUAUGGGGAAUACCUUUCCCAGGGACGCCUCGACGUGAGCGGCCGCUGCCGGCAAACUUCAAUGCAGCAACUCAUUGAUGCCGGGCUGUUCAACCUAUGCCCCGAGCUGGCAGACCCUACACGGCGGGAUCAGUGGGCGAAACCAGUCAACACCAUCCGGGAGAAGAUUGUCCAUGGCUUGGCCCUGGCUGCCAACAAGGAGGAAGUUCGCACCGCAAUCACCGUGGCUCAGGCUUGUUUUGGCAGCCUCUGGGCCCUCCCUCUAGCCGUGAUGUUCCUGUCCUUGAGGCCGCGCAAGCCUGACGGCAUAACGAUAUUCGACGGGUUCCGUUCGAUGUUUACCGGUAAGUUAUGCCAGAAGCAGGACUUCCACAAUGCCCGAUGUGGAUAACCGCUUUUCUCAAGAGGCGCCGGCUAACCCACCUACCUACGAUGUAGAUGGGGAGUUGAAGGCGUUUGUUGGGAACAUCAAGAUUGACUCCGAAUACCCACGAAUGCCCGAUGUGAACUUGUACCGAGAGAUCACAACGGCGAUCCAGACUCACGUACGAGAAGCCAACGCUGCGGACACAGGAGACGUGUCUGGGCUGGAGGAUUUCUUACAACACUUGCACCUGUCGGCUGGCCGUUAAGCCGGAGCGACGAGUGCAACAAACUGCUGGUAUUGCGCGACAUCACCUUCGGUUGGCCAAGCUAAAUAUCACUUCCGUUAGCUGUUUUAAGUGAAGUUAUUUGGACGAGAGCAUCAGUUUGACCAUCUGUCUUGAC
Molecule: messenger RNA, 1656 nt
Organism: Parathielavia appendiculata
Lineage: Eukaryota; Fungi; Ascomycota; Sordariomycetes; Sordariales; Chaetomiaceae
Exons: 2
Coding region: 326-1279 (317 amino acids)
Source: RefSeq, a predicted model, not a curated record